CUCCGGUCACCACUGGAGGCUCAGGUUCAACCUUGAAAGGGAACGUCUUGUUUGUUAUAUCAGAGACGGCUGGAAGUGGUAAUAAGUAGAUAAACAUCUGAUCUAUGCAAAUAGUAAUGCUACUUUUAUGGAUCGUGAUUAACUGUAAAAUAGCUUGUCGGAACGUAAGCCAUGGUGGAGGGACACGCCCAGCCCUAUCAUCGAAUUGCAUAUCGGUUCCAAGAGUGCAAAGGAUUGUGACAGCACAGCCUAACGCUCUGUUGCCAAGAUAUGCAGGGGAUAUGCCAUUCGUGGGGACUUCGUGUUUACGAUUCCAGACGUUCAUAAUUCCAAUGAAGACGAGAAGGUCAAAAAUCCAUCUCGCUCCAUUGCUUGAUUCUGUGUCAAAGAUCCCUUGGAGACGAACAAGUCCCCUCUCGAGGACGUCAAGAAGAAUUUCUGAGAACUCGCUCAACUCCUUAUCCCAUAUAUCAGUUACCGGGAAGCGCCCAAGGAAUUGAGGGAUCAUGAGUUUCAUCAAAUUCACAAAUUUUGAUGUAUCUUCUCCUGGCCGCACAAGGACAGGCGGAUCCGAUUGGAACCUUUCGGUAGCCAGGUAGCGACGGAGAAAGACGUGCAAGUCAUCCAUAGAUUGGCUUAGGACACCCUCCAUUUUAUGCUACCGACAAAGGGUGCCUUAGCACGUCCAAUGACAGAAAGAGCAAG
Messenger RNA from Cantharellus anzutake, 705 nucleotides. RefSeq lists its product as uncharacterized. Lineage: Eukaryota; Fungi; Basidiomycota; Agaricomycetes; Cantharellales; Hydnaceae. The coding region runs from base 105 to 500 and encodes 131 amino acids. The record is from RefSeq and is a predicted model, not a curated record. The transcript has a single exon.